Molecule: messenger RNA, 876 nt
Organism: Schistosoma mattheei
Lineage: Eukaryota; Metazoa; Platyhelminthes; Trematoda; Strigeidida; Schistosomatidae
Source: the annotation of a GenBank genome assembly
AUGGAGGCCCAUUAUGCGAAACUUCUAUUCUGUCCGGAACUUUUUGAAUCAACCAAUGGUAAUAGAGAUAUUUGCACACAAUCCGCGGUAGUUACGAAAAUUUGCGAUUCCUGGGCGUACAGCUAUUGUUUGCUGGAUAUGCGUUCUACACUGUUAUGUUUCAUUGUAUGUUUGUCUGGUUCUGUAGCGCUUGUUAGAAAAGAAAUCAAUGAACCUGCCACAGCUAACCCUAUUACUUUUAGUGUAGAUGGUUGCUUGCUAUUAUCAGCUAUCAUGAAGAUUCACAUAUCAAAAUCAGACGCUGUUAAGCAAUCAGAAUCAGUGUUUACAACCUACAUUAAUUCAACAAAUGCUAAAAGCAUCAACUCCAGCGGCGCAUGCAUCAAUUCCACUAGCAAAGAAUACAACCUCUUAAACUUGGGUUGGAAGCCGAAUGGUUCUGAGGGCAAUUGGAAUAUAUCAUUUAAUUUCUCUGAGACCCAUCCUGGUUAUUAUGGUUUAACUAAUGUAUACUUAUUGUACUGGCUGGAUAAAUCGGGUCCACAUAAUGCUUCCACGAAUAAAUCACUUUUUUCUUGUGCUAUUGGUACAUCGUUUAUUUGUCUAAGUGAACAAACCUAUGAAUUAAAAGAUAAAUCAUCAAAUUCAACAAAUGUACGACUUACAUUUAGUGAGUUUCAAGUUGAAGCAUUCAGAAAUAAUGAUAUUUCUAAUAAUACAUUUACUGGACCAACUUCCUCUUGUGCUGCCGAUUAUGUACCGACUAAAGUGAUUCCUAUUGUUGUCGGCGUUUUAUUGGUGGUUAUGAUAGCGGCUGCUCUAAUCGCUUUUAUUAUCAGUAGUCGACGCCGUCAAAUUGGCUAUGAAGAAAUAUAA